UUACAAGUAACAAGAAGGAUCCUCUCCUUGACAAAUGACGAGAUGGCUGAAGGCUUAUGGACGUCCACGUCAGAAGGUAAUGAUCAUCGCGGGGCCUGGGGUCACGUGAUGUGCCAUCCCGCCAAGACAAGACAUCCCGCCAAGCAUGGGAUGGCAAUGGGAUUAGGGAUGGCAUGCCAUCACAGACAUCCCGCCAAGGAGCAAGAAAAUGGGAUGGACGGGAUGGCAGGACUGGAAGCAAUGAGGAUAUAAGGAUGGAUGG
Messenger RNA from Bipolaris sorokiniana ND90Pr, 262 nucleotides. RefSeq lists its product as uncharacterized. The coding region runs from base 43 to 252 and encodes 69 amino acids. The record is from RefSeq and is a predicted model, not a curated record. Lineage: Eukaryota; Fungi; Ascomycota; Dothideomycetes; Pleosporales; Pleosporaceae. The transcript has a single exon.